ACUUCCUCUCUUAUCGUCGGUGUCGAGCAGGAAGAUGGCUAAGCGCACCAAGAAGGUUGGGAUUGUGGGUAAAUAUGGUACCCGUUACGGUGCGUCCCUUAGGAAAAUGGUGAAGAAGAUCGAAAUUAGCCAGCAUGCCAAGUAUACUUGCUCCUUUUGUGGCAAGACCAAAAUGAAGAGGAAGGCUGUGGGUAUCUGGCACUGUGGAUCCUGCAUGAAGACAGUUGCUGGUGGUGCGUGGACUUAUAAUACCACCUCUGCAGUGACAGUCAAAUCUGCAAUCAGAAGACUGAAGGAAUUGAAGGACCAGUAGAAGCUACAUCCUGUUCUCCUUGUGAAACAUCCUUUUUUUCCGCUGUCAAGAUCUGUCCUUUUAACAAUAAAAAGGUGAUAAUGGA
This is a messenger RNA of Gavia stellata (red-throated loon), 398 nucleotides long. It is a transcript of the gene RPL37A, whose product is annotated as ribosomal protein L37a. Gene Ontology annotation, molecular function: structural constituent of ribosome. Gene Ontology annotation, biological process: translation. NCBI's taxonomy places the organism in Eukaryota, Metazoa, Chordata, Aves, Gaviiformes, Gaviidae. The transcript has 4 exons. The coding region runs from base 35 to 313 and encodes 92 amino acids. The record is from RefSeq and is a predicted model, not a curated record. Gene Ontology annotation, cellular component: ribosome.